Perkinsus marinus ATCC 50983 is the source of this 562-nucleotide messenger RNA. RefSeq lists its product as hypothetical. The transcript has a single exon. Lineage: Eukaryota; Perkinsozoa; Perkinsida; Perkinsidae. The annotation marks the transcript as partial. The record is from RefSeq and is a predicted model, not a curated record.
AUGUUCGUCACUGUGUACCUGCUUUCUGCUACCGCAGUUGCAACCUCGCGUCAGCUACAAGGAACUUCGCCUGUUGCUCCUAUUACAACAUCUACUACUGUUUCGACUGUACCACCUGUUGAUGCUGCUACCUUGCAGAACACCUGCGACGUCUACUGCCAGGGACUUAACGGAGGUGAUUCUUACUGUAAACUGGAUUUGAGCCCACCCACUUGCCAAGGGGGUGAUCAGCCUUGUGGCACUAUUGCUAUCUGCGGCCCUUCUGUAACGGUGAUACCGACUGAUGCGGUCCCCACUGGUGAUGGAACGUACGAGCCAGCGUGUGACACUAUGUGUCAGAGUCUCAACGAUGAGGCUUCGUACUGCAAGUGGUGGCUCCCUCGCCCUACUUGUCUCGGUGGUGAUCAGCCGUGUGGGGAUCAAACUGUGUGCACCUCGCAGACGUGGCCUCCUGCCCCGACGCCGACACUUCCUUUCGAGGCCCACCCUUACGAGUCCGUCCCUUGCAAUUCCUACUGUGUUGGUCUCAACGGACCAUCUUCCUUCUGCAAGUGGUGGAAGA